AUGGCGGGAGGACGCAAAGCCAAGCCCGCGCCGCCAAAGGCUCCGGCAACGACCCUCGUGCUCGACAAUGGCGCCGACACCAUCAAGGCCGGUCUCGUACGCGACGGAAAGAUUGACGAGCCUCGCAUCAUCCCAAACUACAUCGCCCGCGACCGCGCGAGAAAGAUCUACGUCGCCUCCGAGAUUGAAAAAUGUCGGGACUUUGGGGAGAUUCAGUUUCGGAGACCGGUUGAGAAGGGGUUUAUUGUGAAUUGGGAGGCGCAAAAAGAGAUUUGGGAUCGGGAGCUGUUCGAGAAUGCGACGACAAAGAUUGACCCGGCCGAGACGAGGCUGAUACUUGCUGAGCCGCCGAAUGGAUUACCGAUACUACAAACAAAUUGUGAUCAGAUUGUUUUUGAGGAAUACGGGUUCACAAGCUAUUACCGUGGAAUAGGCCCAACCUUCAAUGCAUACCACGACAUCCAGAGCAUCUUUCGCACACCCCAAGAGAACCCAACCGUCGCAAACACUCCUGCCGAAGCCGUCAUGGUCAUCGAUUCCGGAUAUUCGCAUACAACCGUCACACCACUCCUCCAAGGCCGGCCCUUGCAGUCAGCCAUCAAGAGACUGGACGUCGGUGGAAAGGUCCUCACCAACUACCUGACGCGCCUGAUCUCGCUCCGACAUUUCGACAUGCGAAACGAUACCUAUAUCGUCAACGAGAUGAAGGAGCUCUCCUGCUAUGUUUCGGCAGACUUUAAGGCGGACUUGGAAAAGUCAUGGAAGGGUACUCGAGGAGACAGAAGGCCGGAUUACCUCACGGGAGGUGGCAUUGCCAAGGACUAUAUCCUUCCCGACUUUCAUACUCGAUCUAAGGGUAUCCUCUGCGACUACGAACCUUCACGACACUCGAGAGCGAAAAAGGUUGCAGCACAAUCGGAGGAGGACGCCUUGACGCUUCGCAACGAGAGGUUCACCGUUCCCGAACUCCUGUUCAGUCCAUCUGAUGCCGGGAUUAGGCAGCCCGGCCUGGCGGACCUAGUUCAGGAGUCAUUGAACGAACUUCCCAUUGGACUCUGGCCGAGUCUUCUUGCGAACAUCAUCGUCGUGGGAGGGAACACGCAUCUCGACGGCUUCAUCCAACGACUGCAGAAGGAGGUUGUUCAGCUGGUGCCCGACGAUUGCAUAGUGCGUGUCGCAAGGCCUGCGGAUCCCAUCACUAAUACUUGGUAUGGCGGCGCAAAUCUAGCAAAUCAUCCUCACAUCAACAAGCUGGCCGUGACCAAAAAGGAGUACGAGGAGCACGGUGCAGCAUGGGUUGCCCGCAAGUUUGCGACUGGUCUAGGAACUUGA
Molecule: messenger RNA, 1332 nt
Organism: Fusarium keratoplasticum
Lineage: Eukaryota; Fungi; Ascomycota; Sordariomycetes; Hypocreales; Nectriaceae
Exons: 2
Coding region: 1-1332 (443 amino acids)
Cellular component (GO): Swr1 complex
Molecular function (GO): nucleosome binding
Source: RefSeq, a predicted model, not a curated record